AGGAAGUGAGAUCUGGAGAGCGCGCACAGGAAAGCCACGCUGCUCACAUUGUACUUUGGUUUCACUGCCUCACUGUGAUUGCCUACCAUCCGUGACCAGCCAAUGCGCAUGUAGGCCAACCCCGCUGCUGACACUCACGAUGGCUUCCGCACAGGAGGAAUUCAAUGAAUUGAUGAGAGACAAAGGUCACCGCGUCUCUCACCCCGAAGAUGACGAUGAUCGUCGCUCGUCCUUAGACCCGUCCGACGAGGAAGACCAUACACCAUCGGGCUCGCAGCAAGACGAGGAUGACCAGCCCGCCCCAAGACCAAGUGUUAGUAGCUAUCGGAGCACCAUCCCCACCACUCGCUAUCAAGCCAACACUGGAGUGAAAGGCGUGAUUGCGGACGCCCAGCACUGGCAAGACUCAUGCCGUGACAAACGGGCCUCAGCCCGAAGCGUCUUGAAUCUCUCUUCACAGACGCAGACUCUUACCCUGGACCACUCAGCACCAGCAUCACAUCUGCCGAGUUUGGACGAAGACGAGGACGGCAUGUUUGACGAUCUGGAUGAUGAUUUCAUGGAUCAAUGGAGAAAGAGUCGGAUGCAGGAGCUACAAAGUGGGCCGAAGCAAAGCAAAUCACAGGCGGAUUUCGGAAGCGGGGGACUCUUCGGCGGUAUGGUGACUGUCGACGGCGACGGCUUCCUUGAAGCAGUGGAUAACUCUCAGGGCGCCGUAGUAGUGGUGUAUAUUUAUGACGAGAAGUCCGACGUCAGUACGGAGAUUGAGCGGUGCCUGCGCAAAUUGGCCGGCAAGCAUCAAGACACUCGAUUUAUCAAGCUCCACUUCGAGGAUGCGCAAAUGGAGCCUGCCGGAGUACCGGCACUGCUCGCCUAUCGCAACGGCGAAAAGUUUGCUGGCCUCAUUCCCAUCAUCGAUGAGCUUCCCGAUGACGCUGACCUGAGCUCGACGGUGAUCGAAGCAGUGUUACAAAGGCAACAGAUUCUCAGAUGAUUGAGAACCCCUUCUCAGGCUUUCUUUGAUCAAUACAUACUCGAAGCGCCUUCGAGCAUGCAUCUCAGCCUCGCACUAUGCUGCAAUCUCCUAUAGUUGAGUGCCUCUCUCCGUUCAGAGUCACAAGUUCAUUCACAAAAUGGCAUAC
This is a messenger RNA of Dissoconium aciculare CBS 342.82, 1142 nucleotides long. Its product is annotated as thioredoxin-like protein. Lineage: Eukaryota; Fungi; Ascomycota; Dothideomycetes; Mycosphaerellales; Dissoconiaceae. The record is from RefSeq and is a predicted model, not a curated record. The transcript is spliced from 3 exons. Bases 140 to 994 code for a protein of 284 amino acids.